UCCGGCAUUAACUGGAUUUCUGACAUUUCUGACAGACAGAAGCAGCUGUUAUAUUAACAUUAUGCAGACAUUAGGACAAUUUGUACUUACCAUUCAUUUACAUGUUUAAGUAAUGUCUAAAUUGAAACACUAUCCUGGUGCCAUAAUGAUCUUGUAAAUUAAGUAACAAGCAGUUGCUGUCCAAGUGUAUUUCUGAAAGGCUAGAGACUGAACCUGAAAGUUUGGACCUUGUACCUAAAAACUUGACAUCAGCCAUGAAACUUACACUCUUUGACAUCAAGUUUGAGAGCCAGCUGGGGGUUUUUGAUGCUGGAAGUGAAAUCAUCGGACAAAUCAUCAUAAAUUUGGAAAGACCAAUGAAGAUGAGAAGAAUCACAAUUUACUUUGAAGGGAAAGGAAAGUCCUAUUGGGAUGUUCGGUCAGGGAAGCACACCACCAAAUACAGAGGCCAUGAAAAUUAUCUCAACCAUACUAUUCUCGUGUUUGGAUCUGGUCAGAGUGCAGAUAAUGUGAUAGAACAUCCUGCGGGACACCAUGUUUACCCCUUCACGCUCCCCCUCCCAUCAACAAUACCAUCCUCCUUUGAGGGUCGCCGUGGUUACGUCCGGUACACAUGUAAGGCCAAUAUCGACCGGCCCUGGAAAUUCGAUGAGAGUACAAAGAGAGCGUUUACUGUCAUUCGUCAUUUGGAUCUCAACACCAUACCUAAUAUCCUGAUGCCUGAGAGGUUGGUAGAACAGGAAACUAUCCAGGGCUGUUGUUGUGAAGAAGGCAAGGUCAAGGUGACCUUGGGAAUCAACAAGAGGGGCUAUGUUCCAGGGGAACAUCUUGUUUAUGACAUUGAAGUGGAGAAUAACAGUGAAAAUACCAUCUCCUUCCUCAGCUUGGAACUCCGACAGGAAGCAACUUACACUGGGUACUCUGACAGCUUGUUUUCCUCGGGGAAUCCCCACUACCAUCAGAAGGUGGAUACAUUUAACCUUGUCAGCGGAAAUCUAUCUAUUCCCCAAGGAGCAACCAAGACCUUUCACCAGGCGUCUGUAGUGCCCUCCUUACCGCCAUCGAAACUGGAGGGCUGUCAAAUUGUGGAUAUCAUCUACAAUGUUGUGCUGAAGGUACCAUGUGGCUGGUCAACACUGAAACUUGUGCAAGGCAUCAUAAUUGGGACAAUUCCAGCUAGGAUGCCUGCUUACACACCACCUACAGUUCCUUCAGCUCCAGACACUGAAUUCUCCUCAAUAGGCCCUGACCCAAGCAUGCAACCACCUGCAUACACUGCACCAGAUGAGCCUCCUCCCUCAUAUGCUGAGUGUGUAUUUGGCCGUGUGACUAUUCAGGAUGAAAACGAUGAUGAACAUACAGGGGGAGAAAGUUCAUGGGCACCUGCAUACCCGUACUACGAUUGGAGUCGUCAUAGCAACCAAACAUACGGAGGUGCACAAGCCACCGUACCACGGAUGGCCCCUCCUGCCUAUGGCGAUUAACAAAGCUUUCACGUCUGUGUAAUAUUAAUGUCACAUAGGCCUCGAUAUUGUGUCCUUCAUUAUAAACUGUUGUGGAAAGUGUAUUGGAAUUAAGUCACCGGAGACAAAGUCUCAUGUGGCCUAUUGCGACUUUGCGUAUUGCAGAGUUAUCUUCUCUUGGGAACAGGUAUUGAUUGUUUCGUCAUUGGUCUGUGUGAGAA
Molecule: messenger RNA, 1684 nt
Organism: Mizuhopecten yessoensis (Yesso scallop)
Lineage: Eukaryota; Metazoa; Mollusca; Bivalvia; Pectinida; Pectinidae
Product: arrestin domain-containing protein 17-like
Exons: 8
Coding region: 255-1484 (409 amino acids)
Biological process (GO): protein transport
Cellular component (GO): cytoplasm
Source: RefSeq, a predicted model, not a curated record